Messenger RNA from Carassius gibelio (silver crucian carp), 2975 nucleotides. Its product is annotated as E3 ubiquitin-protein ligase MARCHF11-like. The record is from RefSeq and is a predicted model, not a curated record. Lineage: Eukaryota; Metazoa; Chordata; Actinopteri; Cypriniformes; Cyprinidae. Gene Ontology annotation, biological process: protein ubiquitination. Gene Ontology annotation, molecular function: ubiquitin-protein transferase activity; zinc ion binding. The transcript is spliced from 4 exons. The coding region runs from base 466 to 1479 and encodes 337 amino acids.
UCUUGGAAAGGGCAAUAAGCGCAAAGUGCGCGUGGCUCCGGGGCGGGUGGCUCGCGGGUCCUUUACAGAACGCUUACUCAAACGACUUUCCCGUCAAUAACAGCUUCGUCGCUCAUCUUUACUCGCUCAUUCAACACUCACACACUGGACCGGAGCAGGUUAGCUGUGUGGUUAUGCGUGUCUCGUGCCUUCUCCGCUCGGUGUACCAGCACCGCGCCCGAAUGGAAAUGUGUCUUCCGGGGAAAAGCUCCUUUCAGCCAACAAGACACCGAGCACAACACGCCCUACAGCCUGGACAUCUAAUCUGCAACUUUCAACACAAGCGUGUGCCUUUCUAAGAACGCAUGAUGUUUGAGACGGAGAUAUAUGGCCAGACCUAGUAUCCCGGAGGGAAAUCUGAGAGAGGCCGUAAGAGCUCAAACCCCAUCAUUUUGCUAUUUCAUUCUGAUUUAAGUGCCGUCGUUCAUGGACGUGCAAGCAGAGGCGGGUCCGCUGAACGUGCAGACGGUGGAUGAACCACCGGGAGGCACCACCGUUACCGUCGCCGCCGCAGAGAUUCAGGUCCAAACUGUGAUAGGCAGCGAUGGCGAGCUCGGUGAGGAUGACCUGCAGUCGGGCUCUGGUGCUGAAACACCGGCAGCGAGUGAUCCGAUCACAGAGAUCGAGAACGAGGAUGGUGCGCGGGCAAGGACGGACACACCGGCCGAGGACAUCGUCGGACAGAGCUUGGGGAAACCGGAAACAGUGGGCUCCAGUUGCAGCAACGAGAGCUGCAUCCCGACUCCAGGGUGUCGGAUUUGCUUUCAAGGAGCCGAGCAGGGGGAGCUGCUGAGCCCGUGCCGCUGUGCAGGAUCUGUAAGACAUGCUCAUCAGCAGUGUCUGCUCAAGUGGAUCAGUGAGAAGGGCUCCUGGAGCUGUGAACUCUGCAACUAUAGAUUCAACAUCCUGCCUAUACACAUCAAACCACCACAACAGUGGCAGACGGUCACCAUGACUCUGGUGGAGAAGGUUCAGGCAAUUGCAGUGUUUCUGGGUGGCAUCUUCCUGUUGGCCAGUGUAUCAUGGCUGCUGUGGUCAGCACUGAGCCCAGAAGCACUAUGGCAGCGCAGUGACAUCCUGUUCCAGAUCUGCUAUGGCAUGUAUGCAGUCAUGGACCUUGUGUGUAUCGGUCUGAUUGUUCAUGAAGGUGGUGCUGUGUACAAUGUGCUGAUACGCUGGCGGGCUGUUAAUCUUUUCUGGGACGUCCAGAACUACGAUAAAAGCCGAGACCUGGAGAGCACGCACAGCCCGCACCGCAACCUGUGGCUGCCUCUCACACACACACAUACUGUCUCCAACACAAACUCUCAGACCACCCGACUGGAGUCAUCGCCUCCAUGCCCCCUCCGCCUCCUCUCCAUGUGCCUGAAUGUGACCUCUGACCUCUCCCCGCAGGAGCAAGGCUCAGGGGAGCUGGUUGUUAGGGUCACGUCAGUUUGACAUCAAAUGAAACUCUUUCAGGUAUCAAUCUAUCGUCCUCUGUGGGAGUGGCUAACCAGUGGGAGGAGCCUCAGUGUUGGGAGGAGCCUUACUUGAAAAGCACUUUAGAAGAUACGCAAACUGAAUUAAAUACAGUAUUAAGUUGUAUUGUAUACUGAACAGGUGUUUCCAGCCUGAAGUUCGGAAUCAGCCUUUGAGCAUCUAAAUAAGACUUCAAAGCUCUCCGCACACACACAGACUGAUUCAAAAUGAUAAUGCACACAAAAUGUAUAAAUGCUGUUAGACGAAUGAAUGUUUGUUUUAAACCAAUUGUUUUUAUGUUAAGAUUUUUAAUAAUUUCAGUACUGAUAAACUACAACUUAUCACUGCAGCUGUUCAUUAAGCUUCACCUGCCAUAUUGUACAGGUACCACAGUUACAGGCUUUUUCACAUUAAGCCGCAUUCCCACAACUCCGACAUGACGUUUUGCUCCGUAGUGGCAGCUGCAUAAAACUUUCAAAUUGGUUGUGAAGCAGCCACUACUAUUAGCUUAUUCACUAUGCUAAAUAUAAUACAUAAUGUUUCUCCAAAAAAAACAAAUGAGCGACGAUAAUGACAAAGCGGAAAUUUUUUUCAAAAAAUCGCUAAAAAGAUAAAUGCAAAAAAAAAAAAUGACUUUUAGAAUAAUGCAUCUAGCAGACACUUUAAUCCAAAGAGAUUUACAAUGACGGAGCAUAAUUAUUUUGUCAAAUAUAUAUAUAUAUAUCAUAAAUUGAGAGCUUGCAGCUUGCAAUUCUUUUUUUUGUUUCCACAAAGGACUUUUUUGUCACAAUUCUGAAUUUUCAACUUUCAAAUUCACAAGUUUUUAUCUCCCACUUCAGACUUUUCCUCAUAAUUCUAAGUUCACUAAAUGUCAGAAUUGUGAGAUUUAAAAUCAGAAUUGCAAGAAAAAAGGUCUGAAUUUUGAGCUGCAAUUACCUUUGUUUAUUCUGUGGCAGAAAUAGACUUCCAUAAAAUGCAGAGAAGACAAAAAAAAAAAAAAAAAAUCAAUCAUAGGGUAGUUGGGCAGGCGGUUUCAUGUGGUCUAGAUGCAAAAGUUAAAAUAUUUCAACACAUGCAAAGCUCAAAUUGGAUCUGAAAAUUCUGCAUACAGUCAGAACGCCACACAGAUCCUGUACUACUCUCUAUUAGAAAUCAAAGAAUUCAGAGAUUAAUGCCACACCAGACAAGGCUGCAAAUACAUUGAUUUCAGGAGGAGGUAAUGGAAAAACACAAGGGAUUGCAGAAGUUGCAAAAACAUUGAAAAAACAACAUUUGCUGCAAUGCAUUCUGUUCUAGGCAAAUUGUGUCAAUUUAUUUGAUUACCACUCGAUUUUAAAUGACCCCCAGAAAGAUCUUACACAUUGUCAUCUUUCAAUGCUUUACGGCAUUACAUCUCAUAUUGCUUGUAUUAGAGCAGAAACAGAAUGAAAUGGAGUUGGUAGUUAGAUAUUUUGAUGUUUGUAAGCAUUUUAACC